AUGGAGGAGACGACGGUUCGAGGAGAAGAUUCAACCGAUAUGAUUUCUGCGAUUCCAGUGAAUGAAGAUUGCGUUGGUGAUUCAAUAAGCAAUGAUCAAGCAGAGUUAAACAUUGACAUUGAUGGCUCGUCUUCAAGUCCAGUUGAUGAAGACUUGGUGGGUGUUGUAGUAAGAAAUGUUGACGAAGCUUUUGAGUUAUAUAAUGGAUAUGCAUACAGAGUUGGUUUUAGUGUGAGGAAAGGCCAACAACGUUAUAAGGCAUCUACUAAGUCAAUUCAGAUGAAGAGGUUCUUCUGUGCUAAGGCUGGGUAUAAGCAGAAACCAAACAGUGGUGUUAAGCUUUAUUCAAAGAUUGAUAUGAGGACUGGAUGUGGUGCAUUUGUUCAAUUUGAUGUGGGGGGUGAUGGGAUGUGGACAGUUACAAAACACUUGAAAGAGCACAAUCACGAGUUAUGUUCAUUUGGCAAGAGUCAUCUGCUUCGGUCGCAUAGAAGAGUGGGAAACAAUCAGCUUGAAUAUUUAAAAGACAUGAAGAGUAGUGGUGUUGCAUUGGCAGAUGGUAUGAGGUUUUUGAAACAUCAGUCAGGGGGUUCUCCAUUGGUUGGCUUUACCAACCGCGAUGCUUACAAUUCGAUGGCUUCUGUGAGUUUGAAGUGUUUGGAUGGAUCUGAUUCCAAUUCUUUGAUUGAGAUAUUCAGGAGGAGGCAAUCUAAUGAGGCUGAUUUCUUUUUUGAUUUCGAACUAUGGGAGAACGCGAAGUUUUGUUCGAGAGAUGCGAGAAUGAGAAAUGCGAGAACGAGAAAUGCGAGAGCAGAGAGGAAUGGCUGUGGAGCAGAGUGUUUGAGAGUGAUCGAAGGAAAUGGCUGUGGAAGACGAAGUGAGAGAAGAGAGCUCGAGAGUGGAGUUCAGAGAGCAGAGUGA
Molecule: messenger RNA, 921 nt
Organism: Ipomoea nil (Japanese morning glory)
Lineage: Eukaryota; Viridiplantae; Streptophyta; Magnoliopsida; Solanales; Convolvulaceae
Product: protein FAR1-RELATED SEQUENCE 5-like
Exons: 4
Coding region: 1-921 (306 amino acids)
Source: RefSeq, a predicted model, not a curated record